AUGGCAACAUCCGGUCAUAAAGGGUUAAAUAUAUUUUUAGGCGUUUGGCCGUUCGAUGAAAAUGCUAUGUGUCACAAGGUUGCUAAUAAUACCAGCAUAUAUCCGACGACUCAAUCCUCAAGUAUACAUCAUGUUCCAACAAAUAUCCUUCGGCCUCACCUCGUGUGUGCUACACCUUCAAUGUCAUCAAACUCAACAACAAUAUCCUGUUCUUCUCCUUCGCCAUCUUCUUCGCCAACUGUACUUACUAAUAAAUCUAUUGAUACAUCAACGAACAUCGAUCAACUGCCAUCAUCUUCAUCUUCUUUAUUGAAUCUGCUUGGUCCUGUUUCUACUUCUACUCAUACAACUUUUCAAUCAUUUGCACUUGAUCUAACGCUUAAUAUACGAUCCCAGAAAAGAAAACGUUCCACAGAUCAUGAAACAUUUCGCAAAUCACUUCGAGCUUCAGUCGCAGAAGGUGAUUAAUUAAUUGACAAGACAAAAAUCGCCUGUCUUUUCAUUAACAGAUAGCC
Rotaria socialis is the source of this 515-nucleotide messenger RNA. The record is from the annotation of a GenBank genome assembly. NCBI's taxonomy places the organism in Eukaryota, Metazoa, Rotifera, Eurotatoria, Philodinida, Philodinidae.